CUUUAUAAAGCCAGGCCAUCAGUUCCAGUCUUGUCUUUUCCAAAAAGGACUGAAGCCAGUCUUGCAAAGAGGUUGUGGUGGCCAUACAGUUGGAUACCUGGAACUCUUAGCUCUGCAGGAUGCCAGGACACCAAAGGCUGGAAGCCUUAGCCUUGCCUUGUCAGGAAAAAUCUGUGGAAGCUGGUCUGUAUUAAACAGUGGUUACAGGGACCAGGUUUGUGCCAAAUCGAGGAAAUGCAGCUGCCAAAUCUUGAAUAUAAACCUUAAAACCUCACAAACAUCAAGCUCCAGAAGAGUCUCCAAGUCCUAGAACUCCUAGAAUACUGUUGGCUUCAGGAAAACUGGUCACUUCAGAGCCCAAUGCUAAGGACCCCUAUUUUCCAACUUUGUGAUCUUAAGGAAGCUGCACCUCCAUUUUGCCCAUCGGUCUAAUAGCAAUACAAUCAUGAUGAGAUGGAGCUUGAAGGCUCCCAGCAACUUCUCCUGACUCUGCCUUCAAACGAGAAUUGGAAGGCAGCCACGUCUCAGUAGCUCCUCUGCCAUUAUCCAGCCUGCCUCUGACAAGAACCCAAUGCCCAACCCCAGGCCAGCCAAGCCUAUGGCUCCUUCCUUGGCCCUUGGCCCAUCUCCAGGAGUCUUGCCAAGCUGGAAGACUGUACCCAAGGGCUCAGAACUCCUAGGGACCAGGGGUCCUGGGGGACCCUUCCAAGGCCGGGACCUGCGAAGUGGGGCCCACACCUCUUCCUCCUUGAACCCCCUGCCUCCAUCACAGCUGCAGCUGCCUACAGUGCCGCUAGUCAUGGUGGCACCGUCUGGGACCCGACUAGGUCCCUCACCCCAUCUGCAGGCACUUCUCCAGGACAGACCACACUUCAUGCAUCAGCUCUCCACUGUGGAUGCCCAUGCCCAGACCCCUGUGCUACAAGUGCGUCCACUGGACAACCCAGCCAUGAUCAGCCUCCCACCGCCUUCUGCUACCACUGGGGUCUUCUCCCUCAAGGCCCGGCCUGGCCUGCCACCUGGAAUCAAUGUGGCCAGUCUGGAAUGGGUGUCCAGGGAGCCAGCUCUACUCUGCACCUUCCCUCGCUCGGGUACACCCAGGAAAGACAGCAACCUUUUGGCUGCACCACAAGGAUCCUACCCACUGCUAGCAAAUGGAGUCUGCAAGUGGCCUGGUUGUGAGAAGGUCUUCGAGGAGCCAGAAGAGUUUCUCAAGCACUGCCAAGCAGAUCACCUCCUGGAUGAGAAGGGCAAGGCCCAGUGCCUCCUCCAGAGAGAAGUGGUGCAGUCUCUGGAGCAGCAGCUGGAGCUAGAAAAGGAGAAGCUGGGAGCUAUGCAGGCCCACCUGGCUGGGAAGAUGGCACUGGCAAAGGCUCCAUCUGUGGCCUCAAUGGACAAGAGCUCUUGCUGCAUUGUAGCCACCAGCACCCAGGGCAGCGUUCUCCCGGCCUGGUCUGCUCCCAGGGAGGCUUCAGACAGCCUGUUUGCAGUGCGGAGGCACCUCUGGGGAAGCCAUGGAAACAGCACCUUUCCAGAGUUCCUCCACAACAUGGACUACUUCAAGUACCAUAACAUGCGACCCCCUUUCACCUAUGCCACCCUUAUCCGAUGGGCCAUCCUGGAAGCUCCAGAGAGGCAGAGGACACUCAAUGAAAUCUACCAUUGGUUCACUCGCAUGUUCGCCUACUUCAGAAACCACCCUGCCACCUGGAAGAAUGCCAUCCGCCACAACCUGAGCCUGCACAAGUGCUUUGUACGAGUGGAAAGUGAGAAGGGAGCAGUGUGGACCGUAGAUGAAUUUGAGUUCCGCAAGAAGAGGAGCCAACGCCCCAGCAAGUGCUCCAACCCCUGCCCUUGACCUCAAAAGAAAAGGUGGACGGGGGCUAAAACCAUGAGACUGAGGCUGUGGGGGCAAGGAGGCAAGUCCUAGACAUACCUAUGGAGACCGGGCAAUGAUGUUUCUGCCGUCUUGCCUAUCAGGGCCUCUCUGCUCCCUAUCUAGCUGCCCUCCUGGAUUUUAUCACCUGCCUUAAGGCUGAGAGGGGCGCCAAUCCCAGCCUAGCCCCUAGCCCCAACCUAUCCCCAAGAUGAGCUUUCCAGCCAAACAGCCCUCACAACCAGCUACACAUAUCUGCCUUGGCCACUGCCAAGCAGAAAGGUGACAAGACACCAUAAUAAUACUUACUCAACCCAAACCCUAAAACACGAAGAGCUUGCCUUGGUACAUUCGUGGGCUCUCAAAGUUAUAGUCAUGCAGUCGCACAUGAUUGCAAUCCUACUGACUCAUACCCCAAAGCACUCACCCACAACAUCUGGAACCAUGGGCACUAUCAGGUGUAUAUGCAGACCCUUACACAGCAAAGGCACUGGAACCUUCAGAAUUACAUCCCAGAAAACCACACAGGCAUAACUGAUCAUACACAGCCUCAAGCAAUGCCCAAAAAUAUCAAGUCAGACACAGCUUGUCAGAACUCACACGUGUACAUGUACACACAUGCAGUCCCCUCCACCGUAUCUCCCAAGUUCCAUGAAUACACACCGACUCUCCAAAAUGUACCCCAUGUCUCACUUGCCACUGAUCCCAGUCCCCUAGCCCCAAGCCCCAAUCCAUGCCUAAGCGUGGCCCACAGAAGAACUUCUCUUUUAUUUGGGAUCCAAGGCCCCUAGCCCCCAGUGCCCAUCCAAUAAACUGUGGUUGAGCUA
Messenger RNA from Mastomys coucha (southern multimammate mouse), 2703 nucleotides. It is a transcript of the gene Foxp3, whose product is annotated as forkhead box P3. The transcript has 14 exons. Gene Ontology annotation, molecular function: DNA-binding transcription repressor activity, RNA polymerase II-specific; RNA polymerase II cis-regulatory region sequence-specific DNA binding. Gene Ontology annotation, biological process: regulation of transcription by RNA polymerase II. Gene Ontology annotation, cellular component: nucleus. NCBI's taxonomy places the organism in Eukaryota, Metazoa, Chordata, Mammalia, Rodentia, Muridae. The coding region runs from base 572 to 1858 and encodes 428 amino acids. The record is from RefSeq and is a predicted model, not a curated record.